AUGGCACGCCCCAUGGGGUCGGUUCGUCUCAAGAAGACGAGCCCCGCAACUCUUGCCGUCGGCGUGGCGCUCUGCAUAUUCAUCAUAUACUUUUUAAUAGGGCCCUCUACCCCCAAUUUUUCCCCUUCUCGCAAAGCCGCCGCCGCGGCGCACCAUCUCUCGCCGCCGACCUCUCCCUUCCGCAAGCCGACUGGUGACAAGCAGAAGCAGAAGCCGCCGCCCGUCGCGCAUUACAACCUGAACAAUGUCACCACCACGCCCAACCCGCUCGAGAACCGCGAGAACAUCCUGAUCCUGACCCCCAUGGCCCGCUUCUACCCGGCCUACUGGGACAACAUCCUCCGGCUCGAGUACCCUCACGAACUGAUCACGCUCGGCUUCAUCCUUCCCAAGACGAAGGAAGGGAACGAGGCGACGCGGGAGCUGCAGAAGAGGAUCACCAAGACCCAGAAGCACGGGCCGGAGAAGGACCGCUUCAAGAGCAUCAUUAUCCUGCGGGAAGACAUCGACCCGCCGCUCGUCUCGCAGGACGAGAAGGAGCGCCACAAGUUGGAGAACCAGAAGGUCCGGCGCGCCGCCAUGGCCAAGGCCCGCAACUCUCUCCUCUACUCGACCCUCGGCCCCUCGACCUCGUGGAUCCUGUGGCUGGACGCCGACGUCGUCGAGACCCCUCCCACCAUCAUCCAGGACCUAGCCAGCCACGACCAGGCCGUCAUGGUGCCCAACUGCUUCCAGCGCUACUGGAACGAGGAGAAACAGAUGAUGGACGAGCGCCCCUACGACUUCAACAACUGGCAGGACAGCCCCACCGCGCUGGACAUGGCCAAGAAGAUGAACCCGGACGACAUCCUGCUCGAGGGCUAUUCCGAGAUGGCUACGUUCCGGACCCUGAUGGCCUACAUGAGCAGGGAGGACGGUCGCCUGCAUGAGGAGAUGCCCCUGGACGGCGUCGGCGGCGCCGCGCUCCUCGUCAAGGCCGAUGUCCACAGAGACGGCGCCAUGUUCCCUCCCUUUGCCUUUUACAACUUGAUCGAGACGGAGGGCUUCGCGAAGAUGUCCAAGAGGUUGGGUUGGCAGCCCGUCGGUCUGCCCAAUUACAAGGUGUAUCACUACAAUGAGUGA
Messenger RNA from Thermothelomyces thermophilus ATCC 42464, 1122 nucleotides. RefSeq names its product glycosyltransferase family 62 protein. Gene Ontology annotation, biological process: cell wall mannoprotein biosynthetic process; protein N-linked glycosylation. Gene Ontology annotation, cellular component: mannan polymerase complex. Gene Ontology annotation, molecular function: alpha-1,6-mannosyltransferase activity. NCBI's taxonomy places the organism in Eukaryota, Fungi, Ascomycota, Sordariomycetes, Sordariales, Chaetomiaceae. The transcript has 2 exons. The record is from RefSeq and is a predicted model, not a curated record. The coding region runs from base 1 to 1122 and encodes 373 amino acids.